AUGGCAGCCCAAAGUCCGGAAACCGUUACGCCGGUUCCUGGUGCAGUGGCUCGCGAGAAACAGCCGGACUGUUCCACAAGGCCCGUACGGGAAUCCAAAAUAUAUCCGAGUCACCCGAUCGCUCAGCUUCAAGGUCCCUUUCAAGAAUCGAUUCUCGAAGCAACCGACAAUUCAGCGAACGAGUGGGUGGUGGACAUCGACGCACAAACUCGCCGUCGAGACUUACUAGAGAACGAUGAAUAUGAGCGACUUUGCGGUCGAAAAUGGCACCAAAGAGCCUCGGAGAAGUACCAUCCAUUCUGGAAGCUGGUUUCCCAGAUGGUUUUUGGUGUCCAUCUACUAGCCAAGCGGUUGGCGAAAUCAGACCAAGAAGUCAUGAAAAUUCUCCAGAGCCAUGUGGAUGAGCUAGACGGGUUUUUACAGAGAACCACCGAAGACUUCCUUAUUAUCCACCUGGAUGUUCGCACCCGGAUUCAAUACUUGAGUCUUCCACUUGGCAAUCUGGAUGUGUUCGAUGAGAUGUUGGCAGAUCGGAAUUUCCGCCUGGCCCUGGUGGCCUACAAUGACCAGAUUGAGCACUCCGUUGACCGGUUUACAUUAGCCAUUACCGAUGCCAUCAAAGACCUGAGAAAGGGUAAAGAGGCAAUGGCGGCUCUGUGGCAUUACCUGCUCCAACUCUCAGAUCAAGGCUGCUUCCAGUCAGAUAGCCUCAGGGCCUUCUACAAGGCCAUGAUGGAGAACAUGGAGGGUUGGAUAAUAGCUUUAUCAAAACUACGUCGGCGUGGUGCAGCUCUCCAAAAGGCGCUUGGACAACUCGCAUUCGCGGUCACCGAGAUGCAACGACGGGUUGGCGUAGCGAGUCGGAAAGACCUGCGGGCAUCCCUCAAAUCUGCUCAUGGAGUUGGCCGAACCAAUUCUGUCAGACAGAGGCUUUUCGCGAAGAGUCCAGCAUCCAACAAACCGCUCCCUCGUGAUCCAUCAUUGAAGCCCAAGCUUAGCUCAGCCUCUCGGAAGGUUGCGACGCCUGCUGCCGAAAAGACAGACAAUGAACCCGAAAAUGAAAAGACUACCAAGAGAGAUUCGACCCUGCCGAAGUCCCUCAAUCGAGCCAAGUCAUGCAGUGCACUGGCGGCACAGGCGCAGGCAGGCACUGAUACUGGAACUCCGCCUCCAAUGCCAGAACGACUGAGCAGGAAGCUCUCCAAGCCCUUCCUACCAAAACGCUCUGUCAGUGAAAAACUCGAUAGUGCGCCGCAAAGACCAUCUACAGCGCCAGCCCGAACUCUUAAAUCUCGGAGCGCCUCUAUCGAGCAACUGAAAACUCUAUGGGCCAAUGGUCGUCCUCGAACGCAACAAGGAAUGGCCAAAUCACCCACUCAGUCUCAACAGCAGAACGUGCAGCGACCGUUGAAUGGACCCGAGACCAUGAAAGAUCAGAUCUCCCUGUUCCUCAAGACAGACCGAGUGGUCGAGGCCUGGGACACGAUUGCUCAUAAAGCCAACUGCUGUGGUCAGUCCCUCACAAAGACGAAGGAAUGGCCCAGCAGUAUAUUCCGAGCCAAGUCCUCUGAGAAAUUGCACGUGCGUCCCGGAAAGAGAUCGGGGUUGUCAGGCGCAGUCCUGGAAAGACAGAUGUCAUGGGUACAAGAGCCGGAGUUCUUGAACACGUAUUCAUUCAAACAACGACCUGAGAUAUCACCUCGGAUCCAUGUUCUGUCUGUCCAGAUGACUUUGGACGAAGAGGUGAAUGAAACGCAGAGUCCAGGAGCUGAAUCAAUCCAUGAUUUUGGAGGUGAUGCCGGUUCGAUCAUUACAGCCUUGCCAGCUGUACCGCCUCCGACACCUGCAUCGAUUCCAUCUCUUGCUACAGAAUACAGACCCGAGACAGUUGAAUGUGCUCACUAA
Molecule: messenger RNA, 1905 nt
Organism: Penicillium argentinense
Lineage: Eukaryota; Fungi; Ascomycota; Eurotiomycetes; Eurotiales; Aspergillaceae
Exons: 3
Coding region: 1-1905 (634 amino acids)
Source: RefSeq, a predicted model, not a curated record